AUGAAGUUCACCACCACCUCCGUCAUCGCCAUCGGCCUCUCUGCCCAGGCUCUUGCCAACCCUUCCUACGUCGAUCGCCGGGCUUCGAAGGUCCAGCGUGAUGUUGCCGCUUUCGAGUCUGUCGUGUCCGCUGUUGACACUGCAGUGAAGAAGUUCGAUUCCGAUAUCAACUCCUACUCCAGCGGUGACGUCUCCUCCCUUCUCUCCGACUCUUCCAACAUCAUCUCUGUCACCAACAGCGGUGUCUCUUCUCUCCAGGGCGAGUCCACUCUCAGCACCACUGAUGCUGUUACCCUCAGCACCGUCGUCCAAGGCCUCAGCUCCGAUGUCCAGACCGCCAUCAACGACCUCAUCUCUAAGAAGGCUGCUCUCGUCGCUGCUGGUGCUGGUGGCCAGGUCGAGACCGGUCUUCAGGACCAGCUCACUGCUGCCCAGAGCCUCGCCACCUUGAUCUCCAACAAGGUUCCCUCCUCUCUCGCCGGCGUUGCCAGCGAACUCUCCUCUGGUAUCACUGAUGCCAUCCAGAGCGGUAUUGCCGCCUUCUCCGGCACUGGCAGCACCUCCACUGCUGCCUCUUCUGGUACUAGCAGCACUGCUGCCGCUACCACCACUGGUGCUGCCACCUCUACUGGUGCUGCUACCACUGCCACUGCCACUGCCACCUCAGGUGCCGCCACUACCGUCGCCACAUCUGCUUCCUCCAAGACCACUGGCGCUGCCACCUCCUCUGGUACUCUCCCUGGUUCCAGCCAGACCUCCACCGGUGUCGUCCCUCAUUACACCGGUGCUGCCAGCGCUAACAAGGCCAGCGGAGCUGUUGGUCUCGUUGCCGCUCUCCUUGCUGUCUUUGCCUUGUAA
Talaromyces amestolkiae is the source of this 858-nucleotide messenger RNA. RefSeq lists its product as uncharacterized. Gene Ontology annotation, cellular component: extracellular region. Bases 1 to 858 code for a protein of 285 amino acids. The record is from RefSeq and is a predicted model, not a curated record. The transcript has a single exon. NCBI's taxonomy places the organism in Eukaryota, Fungi, Ascomycota, Eurotiomycetes, Eurotiales, Trichocomaceae.